AUCGCUCUCACACACUCAAUUCUCUCUCUACACACGCAGAUGGUUUCAGCUAAAGGCAAGGAGAAGGCAACUGAUUCCGACGGAAAGGGGAAGAGGAAGUGGACGGCCGACGAUGACAAGACCGGGCGGAAACGGAAGUACCCCGGCGUGGCUCAGUACAUCGAUAUCUCCGCCUACCGGGACGACAAAGGGGAAGAUUCCAGCGAGGACUCCAGCGAAGAUUUCAGCGACGAUUCCGGCUACGACAGUGAAACAUUUGAGGAUGUAUCUGGCUCAAAGUUUAAAGUGAACAAUGAUCCCGGGAAAGCAUCUUACCAUUCUGAAGUUAAAGAAGAAGUGAUGAGUGAGGAAGAGUACGAUCGGAUGAUGGAAGAGAGAUACAAACCUGGAAGUAGUUUUGUUACUUAUGCAGAAGAUGGUUAUGAUAAGCAAAAUACCGUUGAAAGCAUUUAUGUGCCAUCUUCCAAGGAUCCAACGAUAUGGAAAGUCAAAUGCAUGGUUGGACGAGAGAGGCACUCAGCAGUCUGUCUUAUGGAAAAAUUUGCGGACAUGACACAAUUGCAAAAUAAGCUGCAGAUAGUGUCUGCAUGUGCACUCGAUCAUGUGAAGGGUUUUAUUAUUGUGGAAGCUGACAAGCAGCAGGAUAUAUAUGAGGCAUGCAAAGGUCUUUCCACCAUAUAUUUGAGUAAAGUCACAGCCGUUCCGAUUAACGAAAUCUCGCGUCUAUUAACAGUUAGAAGCAAGUCUAGUGCAAUAACAAAAGACAUGUGGGCCCGUGUGAAGAGCGGGAGAUACAAAGGUGAUCUGGCAAAGGUUGUUGCGGUGAAUGAUGAACGGAAGAAAGUCACUGUGCAACUGAUACCAAGGAUAGAUCUAAAAUCAUUGGCUGAAAAAUUUGGUGGAGGAAUUCCUUCUAAAAGAACAGCCGUCCCUGCACAGAGGCUGAUUACCCCUAGCGAGCUUGAGGAGUUCCGUCCUCUUAUUAAUAUUCGGCGAGACCGCGAUGCUAACAUGACGUUUGAAAUUCUUGAUGGGAUGAUGCUGAAGGAUGGCUAUCUGUACAAAAAGAUAGCAAUGGACUCAUUGAGUUUUUGGGGUAUAGUGCCAACUGAAGAUGAGCUCUUGAAGUUUGAGCCAGCAAAGAAGGAUGAAUCUACUGACGUACAGUGGCUUACACAACUUUUUGGUGAGAAGAAAAAGAAGGAAGUCAAGCGUAUUAAGCCUGACAAAGGGAAAGGGGGUGGAAAAGGAGAGGGAUCCUCUAGUGCCAAUGCCGAAAAUGAUUUUGAAUUGCACGACCUUGUAUUUUUUGGUCGGAAGGAUUUUGGUGUUGUAAUUGAAACACAGAAGGAUGAUACUGUCAAGGUUAUAAAAGAAGGUUCAGAAGGACCACUAGUUGUCAAUGUUAAACAAAGUGAGCUGAAAAUUGCAUCAUUUGACAGAAAAUUAUUCACUGUGUUGGAUCAACACUCAAAUACUUUAACAGUCAAUGAUGAAGUUCGUGUUUUGGAUGGUCCAUUGAAGGGUAGAGAAGGCAUUAUUAAAAAAAUCUAUAAAGGGGUACUGUUUUUGUAUGAUGAGAGUGAACAGGAGAAUAAUGGCUACAUAUGCAUCAAAGCACAAGUAUGCGAGAAAGUCAAUCUUUCUGGUGAUGACCCAAAUGAAAAGGAAGGUGAGCCAGAACCUUCAGGUUUUGCAGAUUUGUUGUCUUCCCCAAAAUCUCCACUGUCUCCUGAUAAAUCUUUGCAAGAGAAGGAUAGCAAAAGCAACUUUGCACGUGAUGAUACUGGGAUGUUCUCUGUUGGCCAGUCAUUACGAAUCCGUGUAGGCCCUUUAAAGGGUUAUAUUUGUCGAGUGUUAGCUGUUCGUCGGUCUGAUGUCACAGUGAAAUUGGAUUCUAAGCAUAAAAUUAUUACUGUGAAAAGCGAGCAUUUGUCUGAAGUUCGCGAAAGGAAUCCUGCCAUCGUAAAGGGAGAGGAUUCCGGGUCUGUAAAACCAUUUGAUUUUCUUGGUGGACAGGACGGUUCAAGAGACUGGAUGGAUGCGGCGCCAUUGUCAACAGAGGACAAUCAAUGGAAUGCAGGCGGAUCUAUGGGAAGGUCUUCGUGGUCUUCUGUUCCUUCCUCUGAUGCCUCUAUCCCCAAGGAAUCUGGUUCCAGUGAUCCUGCAGAUAAUCCUAAGAAAGAAGAAUCUUCUUGGCAAUUAAAAGAGACUCCAAACCAGAGUUCUUCAUGGGGUGCAGCUGCAACCAACACUGGAACAGGCUGGGGCAAAGCUGUUGAGCCUCAAUCACGCAGUUCUGGUGAAGCAUUAAAAGAUGAUUCUUGGGGCAAAGCUGCAGAAAAGUGGAACAGCGGAGGUGAUGCUUCUGCUAGUAAAGCGGUCUGGGGUCAGACUGCUGUUUCAUCUGGGAAACAGAUCGGUGGAGAUCUUGAUCAACCAGAAACAAGUGCAUGGGGUAGCGCAGGCGGUACAUCGAAUGUUGAUGCAGUUGGUUGGGCAGUGCCAGCUGCUGAUAAGCAAGAAAGUCAGAGUAAAGGCUGGGCUACUGGAAAGGGGGGUGAUGAUGUUACUGACAACUGCCAGAAUGACAGUUGGAAUAAACCGAGUUCUGUUUCUGCUGAUGGUGGAACUUCUUGGCCGAAGCAGGACAAUAAGUCAUCAUGGGGAAAAUCAGAGAGCACACCUUCAUGGAGCAAGCAGGAUGGUGGAUCCUCAUGGGGAAAGAAAGAGGAUGCAUCCCAAGAAAUGAGCUGGGGAAGUCCAAAGACAUUUGAUUCAGGUCGUGGUUCUGGGGGAAGGAGUGGCCGAGGAGGUGGUCGUGGAGGAAGGGAUAAUUAUGGGAGGGGAAGAUCUUUUGGUCAGGAUCAGUCAAGUAGCUGGAGUAAAGAAGGUCAAUUUGGUGGGUCAAACGAUGUUGGGAAAACUACAAGUUGGAGCAGCAACCCAGCAGGUGGUUGGGGAAAUCCUGUGCCUGAUGAGGGCAGUAAGGGUAAUGAUGGAUGGGGUAAACAAAAUGUGUCUGGGAAUAGUGAAGGAUCAGCAUGGAAUCAAGGAUCUAAUGCAAAUAAGGAUGUUGAUGGGCAGGGGUGGGGUAGCACAAAUGCUGAAGGGGAUAACAAGUCCAGUGGCUGGAAUGUAACCGAGCAAACUGGUGCAGCUGGUAGUGGUGACAGUAGUUGGGACAAAUUACAGAAGCCAAAUGAAAAUAACAAGUCUUCCUGGAAUGCUGCAGCCACUUCCUUGGAUGGGAAACCAAAUGAAAAUAACUGGGGAAGUCAGAAAGCUUCUGAGGAAAACAGUGGUUGGAAUCAGAGUUCUGCAGGCAAUGGAAACGGUGGGUCAAGCGGAUCAUGGAAUGUUGCAAAGAAUAAUGACAGUUCAUCUGGUGGAUGGAAGAAUAAUGAUAGUUCAUCUGGUGGAUGGAAGAAAAAUGACAGUUCAUCUGGUGGAUGGAAGAGUAAUGAAGGUUCAUCUAGUGGAUGGGGUCAAAGCAACUGGUCAAAUAAAAAUGGUACAUCUGAUUCUGCUGGGAACCAGGAUGGUACUUGGAGUAGUAAAGGCAAUUGGAACUCAGGUGGUGGCUUUAAUGACCGUAACAAUCAAGAUGAUGGCGGAAGAGGUGGAGGUUGGAGAGGUCGGGGUGGGAGAGGCGACCGUGGUGGUUUCCGAGGGAGAGGUGGAUCAGACAGUGGUGACUUUGGGGGUAGAGGUGGCCGAGGCAGGUAUGGAGGUGGAGGAUCUGAUAGGGGAGGAUAUGGUGGUAGAGGUGGGUCUGACAGAGAGGGGUUCCGGGGAAGGGGUGGCUUUAGGGGCAGAGGAAGAGGUGACUGGAAUAACAGAGAAGAUAAUUCAAAUCAGGACAGAUCCUCUAGCUGGGGUAGGGGUUCAAACAAUGGUGGUGAGGGGUGGAAGAGCUCUGGAAAUGCUAGCAGUUGGAAGCAGGGAGACGGUGGGGGUUCAAACAAUGGCGGUGAGGGGUGGAAGAGCACUGGAAAUGCUAGCAGUUGGAAGCAGGGAGAUGGUGGGGGUUCAAACAGUGGCGGUGAGGGAUGGAAGAGCACUGGAAAUGCUAGCAGUUGGAAGCAGGGAGAUGGUGGGGGUUCAAACAAUGGUGGAAAUAGUUGGGGUUCGAGCUGGAACCAACCAAAAGAUAAUGCUCAAACUGGGGGGUGGGGCAAGACUAAUGAAUCUAGCAAGGAUGCUGUGCAAAGUGGUGCUGGAGGUAGUGGCUGGGAAUCAGUUGGUGCUCCAGCUAAGGAAGUAUCCGGCUGGGGUACACCACCUGCUAAGAAGGAGACAAGCGGCUGGAAGACUGAUGAAACUCCGACUUCAGCUGAUACGAAGGAGAAAGCAACAGGAAGCUCUUGGGGAGCCCCCCCAGUAAAUAGUAACUCUUCAGGAGGCUGGAGCAAACCAGAAACUACUGAUGGAGUGCAAACUGGUGCAUCUUCUAAAAGUGAAGGACCAUCUGAUUCGUGGAGUAAACCUGCAACGGGUGCCUGGGGGGGAGCUCCCUCCACAAACACUAAUUCUACUAAGGACGACGAACCAUCCGGUCCAUGGGGUAAAGCUGCAACCAGCACCUGGGGUAGUGGAAGCGGAAGUGGAAGUGGCAAAGGUGGCUGGUGAGAGUAUCGAGGUAUUAGAUGACUGGAAAGAGCUGGAAUGUCACACCUCUAUAUUAACCAUGCUAUUUUAUGUUAUGGGACUAUCAUGACCAGUUUAGUAAAUUUAAGACUUAUCAAAUUUGGACAUGGCUUAGUGUUGUCAUGACUAAGUGAUUAACCGCGCAACGCUUUUGGUAAUUAAAGAAUAUAUGCGCUUUGUAUUUAUCCUUAAUUCUGAAUUAAGUUCUGAUCUUUUGUUGGUUCA
This is a messenger RNA of Salvia hispanica, 4875 nucleotides long. It is a transcript of the gene KTF1, whose product is annotated as kow domain-containing transcription factor 1. The record is from RefSeq and is a predicted model, not a curated record. Gene Ontology annotation, biological process: transcription elongation by RNA polymerase II; translation; regulation of transcription by RNA polymerase II. Lineage: Eukaryota; Viridiplantae; Streptophyta; Magnoliopsida; Lamiales; Lamiaceae. Gene Ontology annotation, molecular function: mRNA binding; structural constituent of ribosome. Gene Ontology annotation, cellular component: ribosome; DSIF complex.